Messenger RNA from Linum tenue, 1068 nucleotides. NCBI's taxonomy places the organism in Eukaryota, Viridiplantae, Streptophyta, Magnoliopsida, Malpighiales, Linaceae. The record is from the annotation of a GenBank genome assembly.
CGUCAGAUCAAUAUAAAGGAAAGCCAUCGCACCCGUCCGCCUCCUCCUUUCCCCGCUGCGCUUUAAGUAUUUGUUUAUCCCGGCGAGGUGUGCGAUAGAGCUGUUUGCGUUGAUUAUCAGCACUGUUUCUUUCGUCGGAGAAUCGUAAGCACACGGCGGUUCAUAGCUGCAGAGCGAAGAAGCGAGGAGAAAGCAGCAAUGUCGGGAGUCACUAAUCAGGAGGAAGACAAGAAGCCAGCAGACGGGGCAGCUCACAUCAAUCUCAAGGUCAAGGGCCAGGGGAAUGAAGUCUUCUUCAGGAUCAAGAGAAGCACUCAAUUGAAGAAGCUUAUGGGUGCGUAUUGUGAUCGUCAGUCGGUUGACCUCAACUCCAUCGCAUUCUUGUUUGAUGGCCGCAGGCUUCGAGCUGAGCAGACUCCAGAUGAGGUCUCUGUCUUUCCUCCUUUAUAUUCUGCUCUGUUUUUAUUCUGGCAAUAUGCUUGAAACAUGUCUGCUCUGUGAGCACGUAGUUCAAGUUUGAAUUUGUCUUGAGUUUUUGCUGAGCCAUCAGUAUAUAGUACUGAUCUGAGCUUUCUGUCUUGCAGCUAGAGAUGGAGGACGGAGACGAGAUUGAUGCAAUGCUCCACCAGACCGGGGGUGCAGCAAGUGCCUAGAAAGAUAUCUGCUUUUACUGUGGUAGAUGUAAGAUAUUAGUUAUUCUGUGAAUUACUGGUCUCUGAGAAGUAGUCUGCUUUUCGAGUAGGGAGCGAUCUCUGAUAUACCGUCUAUCUUUAGUAGUUUGAUACUAUGCUAGAGGCUAUCUUCGUGAGUAGAUUGUUAUUAUGAUGCUAUCCUCAAUCCCCACGGAGGCUAGGUAUGUAUGGAUCUAUCUAUGGGAAAUAUUGUUGAGACCCUAAAUAGCUUUCAUCUGGGUAUUAUUCAUUCGCCUGUGCGCCACAUUCAUCGUUGAUUGUUCUUAGGGUCGUUUGACGAGGAAUCUGAUAAAUUUGCGAGGCAGUUGCGCCCAAAUCCUUGCUUACAAAAUCACAUAUCUGUCAUGUGGGAUUUGACUUUUGAGCUAAAUACAGU